GCUUUGGAGAUCCCGUUUCUAACUUGGCUGCUCUUUAGCUCUUCAAAACGAUGGUACCAGUGAGAGUAGUGCAGUUACACUCUGCAGUAAUGACUGUUUUGGUGCCCCUUGGUGCACAACAUAAGCAUGCGUUAUGAAUAGUCAAGCAGGAUUUUAUUAACUACGUUGAUUAUGCUGCUCUACUGGAAAGCAUGAGAUUCCUCCAAGGAUCGGAUCAGAGAUAUUGUGCUGCUCUUAUUGACACAUGGUCAUGCAUUCGAGGUGAGGGACAUGGUUUCAUCACCACUUAUCCAUCACUGUCACUGCUUUCUUCAAGAUAUGACAUUGAAAUUAAAUUUUCAGCAAUCUUCUGACUAUCUCCAGGAGUGUAGAAAGCCUCAUACUAACCCGUCCCUCAGGACCAGUAGCCAACACUGGGCCAUGAUCCCAGGCUUCAGCUGGGUGGCAAACAAAAAGUGUCCGCAGGCGAUACCUCAACUGUUCCCGGCCAGCGACGGUGUGUGUGGUCGCUGCUCCAGCGCAGAGAAGGACGCAGAGGAAGCUGAGCAACCGGAGGAGGUUUGUGCAGGCCAGCAGCCGCCAGAGAGCGAGGCCUUACCACGACGGUUUCGCCAUCAGAGAGGUGAAACCAGAGAGGGGAGGAAGCUUCAGCAUCACAGAGCUCUUAAUGCGGGGUCCGGUCUCCAUGGUGACCCUCCCCCCAACAUCAAGAUCUCCUCCAUCACAGGGCAUCUGAAGGCCGCUUUGGUGACAGAAAAGACCCUUCCUCAGGAAUCACCCUACUCCCAAGUGCCAUUAAGAUUACAGAUCAAAGUGUCUGGCCAGAGGGGCAGUUUGGGAAUCAGCAUUGCCGGUGGGAAGGGCUCUCUGCCUUACAAAGACCAUGAUGAGGGCAUUUUUAUUUCCAGAGUAAACACAGGGGGGGCAUCAGAGAAGGCGGGCGUCCAUGUUGGAGAUAGAUUGCUGGAGGUCAAUGGCCUCAGUAUGCAGGCGGCGACCCACCACGAGGCGGUCAGCGCCCUCAGGAAUGCUGGGAGCUGCAUCAAGAUGAAAGUACUGAGAGAGAGGCCACUUCCGCGAGAGGUAUGUGACCCGGACGGGCCUCAGGAUCCUCGGGACGUGUCGGGGCUACAGCCGUGCAGCCAGGACGGCGGAGGCCAGAGAAGCAAACAGCCCAAGACGGAGAGCGUGGAAGACUGUUUGUCCAAGAAGAUUGAGGCAGUUGUCUGCAAUGGCAACGGCAUUUCUGAUUUGGAGAGCGAGUUGAAGAGGACCUUGUCUCAACUGGAGGCGCAGGCCUUGAUGAAAAAUGACUCACUUCAAGGGGGCAAACAAACAAUGACAAUCCCGCGGAUCAUCCUCACUCAUCCCUCUACCUCAGAUGAAGACGUGGAGCUCUUGACACAGAUCCCCGGCAGACAGGCGCUACAUGACUCUGACAUUCCUGACAGACGCGCACACUGUUUCGACAGCGCUUUCUACUCACCUUGACCACAGCGUAGAGGUACAUACAUGAAGGACACAGACUGUUAUUACCCAGUUUUUUUCAUGUGACUGUGGUGGAUUAGUGUGGUGGAAUGUGUUUUUUAAGCUUUUUGUCUGUAGGAUUACAUUGCUGCUAAUAGUAUUUGGUGAUAUGAAAGUAAUUUGCAAGAAUGAACUUUAUUUUUAUUACUAUAACCACAGAGUUUUGCCUGUGCAACUACAUAGAACAGAGACUGUAAAACAUGAACACACUGCUCUCUAAUGUUCAAAUGAAUUACAUAAUAUUCAAUACAGAUGAUGGACGCUGCUGGCUACCUCUACUUCACACCACUAUGCUGUAAAUUAUGGAUGUGCUGGUAAAUAGUGUCUAUGCCCCUGAAAAUGUGAAGCCCUCAAACUCUUUAUAGUCUACACUGAGAUAAAACACCACACAGCUGAACACACUGAGUGCACAGCAGGGAGUCCGAGUCCUGCAGAGUCCUGAUGCAUACUGAACUGAACAUCUUCGCACACCUCCUGUAUGAGCUGAAUUCAUGAGAUUAUGCAUUGUGAGAGAACAGAAAUCUUGCUCGUCAAUACCUGCCUUGUAGCUUUUUCAUUCUCACAGUUCAUUGUUCACUUUCUCAAUAAAGUACAAUAUAUAUUGUU
Sebastes umbrosus (honeycomb rockfish) is the source of this 2133-nucleotide messenger RNA. RefSeq names its product protein scribble homolog. Gene Ontology annotation, biological process: neurotransmitter receptor transport postsynaptic membrane to endosome; neurotransmitter receptor transport, endosome to postsynaptic membrane. Gene Ontology annotation, molecular function: protein binding. The transcript has 7 exons. Gene Ontology annotation, cellular component: adherens junction; postsynaptic density; postsynaptic membrane. Bases 271 to 1491 code for a protein of 406 amino acids. Lineage: Eukaryota; Metazoa; Chordata; Actinopteri; Perciformes; Sebastidae. The record is from RefSeq and is a predicted model, not a curated record.